Molecule: messenger RNA, 4707 nt
Organism: Acanthochromis polyacanthus (spiny chromis)
Lineage: Eukaryota; Metazoa; Chordata; Actinopteri; Pomacentridae
Gene: rogdi
Product: rogdi atypical leucine zipper
Exons: 11
Coding region: 139-1032 (297 amino acids)
Cellular component (GO): RAVE complex
Source: RefSeq, a predicted model, not a curated record
ACUAUUUCCGACAGCUGUGAAGGCAGCAGAUCCUUCGCUAAGCUACUCUUCAGUGAGACACCCACCCGAGUCUCGUCUCGCGGAGAGGAUAGUGUUUUAAGGUGUUAACGGAGGGAUCGCUUAUGUUGAUUCCGCAAAAUGCUGAACCCGCAGAGAUCUCUGUCCGAGCUGCCCAAGAUGUCCGCUGCCAGUCAGGUGGAGAGGGCAGUGCUGGAGGAGGAAUUCAACUGGCUGCUGAAAGAAGAAGUACAUGCUGUCCUAAAACAGCUCCAGGAUGUCCUGAAGGAGGCAUCUAGACGUUUCUCAAUGCCAACACCAGGCCUGGAGAGUCAGCUCAAACAGGAGAACUUCAUCCUCGGCAGCUCAACCAUGGACCAAGUGAAGGGGGUGCUGACUUUACAGGGAGAUGCGCUGACUCAGACUGACAUAAACCUGAAGGUUGCAAAGAGCAGCCAAGUGCUACACUUUCAGUUCAGAGAAGACAAGCAAUGGAAACUGCAGCAGAUCCAGGAUGCCAGGAACCACGUGAACCAGGCUCUGCAGCUGCUUAGCAGCCGUGAUGAGAGCUACCACUUUAAGACUGGUGCUGAAGUUAAUAAGCUCAUGGAUGCAGUGAUGCUCCAGCUGACACGAGCACGAAACCGCCUCACCACCCCAGCCUCCCUGACGCUGCCUGAGCUGGCCACCAGUGGUCUGAUGAAAAUGUUCACCCCUCCCAUGCCCGGAGACGUGAUGGUCAACUUUUACAUCAACUUAAGCAAACUGUGUCUGACUGUCUACCAGCUCCACGUGCUUCCUCCAAAUACCACCAAGAAUUUCAAGCCAGCUGGAAGCUCAGUGUUGCACAACCCCGGAGCAAUGUUUGAGCUCAACAACAACCGCUUUGAAGUGAGUCACGUUCAUAAGGUGGAAUGUGUGGUGCCAUGGCUCAACGACACGCUGGUGUUUUUCACCAUCUCCCUGCAACUCUGUCAGCAGCUCAAGGACAAGAUUUCAGUCUUCUCCAGUUUCUGGAACUACAGACCUUUCUAAUCUUCCUCCUGUCCAUCCUCCAGUGACCGGUCAGACCCAAAGUAAGCACUCCAUUACACCCUCAAGGAUGUGUAAGGGACACCCUGGGAAGAUUUUAUUUUUAUAUGUGUGUUUUUCAUGCAAUCAUUCAGCCUGAAGUGUUGCAUGAUUAGUCAAGAGCCAUUUAGAUCCGAACAGAUGUCAGCCUUUCCUAUACCCAGUAAACAGCUGACCGACAUUCCUCUUAUAUAUAUGCGUGUGUGUGUGUAUUACAUCUCCGCAUACUGACUUAAACUUCUCAAUGACUGAAUGUGAUUGUUGUGCUUACCUAUUGGAAUAAUAUUUUGUUACGUUAAAGCAAUUCAGUUCUUACUAUUUAUCUAGUUUUCAGCCAAAGGUUAUCAACUGGAACACUACUUUUAACCAGUACUUGGUCAUCACAGUGGAUUUUUUUUCUGGAAUACUUUGAAUUCCCUCACAGCAGUUCAUCCUUCGCAUUACCGAACAGUACAGUUCUACUUUCUUCCUCCACAAAACACUGCAAAUUUUGCAUAUUAAGGUUUUCUUACCAUGGAUGGAACAACUCAACCUGUUAAAGUAUUACUAUAAUGUCUGCUUUAGGUCUCAAACAGCUUGUGGUAAUUCGAAGGUCUAGUUAUUUAAAGUAACAGUGCUUAUACACUUCACCUCAAGACAAGAAGAAAUAUACAGACUGUAACUAGAAAAGGUCAACACAUUUAUUCUAAAAGAAUCCAACUAAUAUAGUUGACUCAGAGCUCAUUCAUUCCUCUGUAGGUUGUUCAAAAGGCAAGGACAAACAACAGAUAUAAAGAUCUAGCAAGCCAGAUGCAGGCCUUUCCUUCACAAACAGUCUGUCAUGGAACAGAAUGUUUGAUGUAGAGAGUGCUUCUCAUACAGUCUAAUGUGUAACAUGGCAGAGAAACCAAUAUUACACAGAUCUGUUGUUGUGAAAGGCAGUAGUGUCAUAGUGGCCAGUUAUUCCCGGAGCACCCAAUGGACGUCAUUCAGAGCAGAAAUAUAUUCAAGCAGGGCACCAGCUUAGCCACACACUGGAUAUCUGUAAAGACCACUGGGCAGCGUGGUCACUUUUGAAAUCCAUCUGACUUCAGUGUGUAACAGAAGCAGUUGUCAUCACGGUCCAUGCUCUUACAGGGUUCCUCAAAUAAGGAAGAACAAGGAGGACACGAAAUCGUAACUCCAGUACUUGAAAAGUCUGACGAUUAAAAGUACAGUACUCAGUACAAUCCCUCAAUGACAUGAGGAAUUUUCAGCAGCUUUCUUGGUGAUUCCAGCGGCUCAACUGGCCUCCAAUGCCUGUACUUUAAAUUCAGCUAUACCUGAGUGCAAUGACACAAAGUAAUCUCAACUUAAAGGUACACUAACAAUGAAAACUAAAUGCAUAAAAUGUGGCAAAUGCCGUCAAAAGAUAAAACAUAUAUCCAAAACUUAUAAAUAUAUAUAUUUGUAUACUAUAAUGCUAUGACCUCAAUCUCUCUCUUUUGUUUAUGCAUUUAUUGAUGCUUUUUGUUUUCAAUGUCGAACUUUUUCCUAAAGGGGCCAGCAAGUUCCUCGAGUGGAAAAUGUCCUCAUGUUUAACACAUUAGGAAGAGGUUGACCUUAUAUACACCCCCUGUCAAAAGUUUUGAGACACUUUCUCAUUCAAAUAAAUUAGAAGCUGUCUCAAAACUUUUGACAGGGGGUGUAAUUAGGAAAAAAAACCUGAAAUCUUUGUUAGAAAUCCUCGUAGAACUCGUUUUGGAAAGUUGCAAUGCAUACCAAGGGGAAUCCUUCAAUCUUUGCAAGCUCCGGACCACGUCCUCUGUAUCAUCAAGUCUCCUGGCAACAUUGCCACCAGAGAUCAGAGAGGGCUAUCCUCCUGCUUGACAGGAGAAAGGUUUUAAUGCAGCUCCUAUCUAUCCGAAUGUCAAAGUGGCAGUGUACUAAGCUUGGAUGAAUAUAUCCGCUCUCUGCAACUGGCUGAGUCCAUUUCUGGUUGUUUUUUGUUUGUUUGUUUUGGUGGGGAGAAUUUUUGUCCUUUUAUUUUGCUGAUUUAAUAUGCUGCCUCCAUGGGAAUAUGACUCGGUAAACAUCCACCUUUAAACUACAGUUCACACAGGUGUUUUCAGUUGGAGCUGUGUUUGUGAAAAUAGCAGCAUGUAGCUACAGGUACUGUGAAGUGAAAGCUGACAGAGGUGAUGCAGUUACAGACAUCAGUCGUCUUAACAGUCUCAAAUUUCAGCAUGCAAGUUAUCCAAAUUAUGUGCAUCAUGUGUCUCCUCAUAACUGCACGGUUGGUUUGGAUGCCACAAAUUUCUAACAGAACGUCUGUUAGAAUUUUGGAAAUAUAAAGGAAAUGUGAGGGCAAGCAGUAGUAAAAGGAAAAAAAACAUUACCCACUGUGAUCUUUUUGGCGAAUGCAAACAUGUUGAUGACAAAAGAAAGAAAAAGUUUCCCCUCCGCUCAUCGACUGAACAGUACCCAGCUCUGUAGUCCGUCCACCUUCAGCACCGUCAAACACCUUCUGUUACAAAGGGUCAGGGUUGUCCCGUGGUUAGAUCAGCAGGUGUUCAAGUCUCUGUGUGACUUUUUUUGCAUGUCAAGAGAAAAUGCAGAACCAGUGCCAUUCCAUUUACAUAAUGUUAAAAAGCUGCAUCCUCAAGCAGUGUUUGCUGAAGAUAAACACACAACGCUGAUUAGGGUUAGGUGGUAGACGCAUUCAUCAGCUAUCGGUGACUGGUUGAAUCCAUUGCAGGUUGUUUUCAAAGGGUGAUUUAUUUAUUUUUUUGUCCUUUUAUUUUGCUAAUGUCACGCUCUUGGUGACAGUCUGACUUCAUGAAUACUUAACCUGUACAGUGCAGCUCAGAGUGAGCGCUAGUAGGAGCUGGAUGUUGAAGUUGCACGCAGGCAGACGUGAUUAAGUUACUGUCAUCAGCUACUAAUUGUCUGAAUAGGCUCAAAUUUCAGUGUGAUGACGCCUCCAUGGAUACAUCCGGUUAUUGAAGUUCAAAUCAUCACCUAACCCUUACACACAUCACAUAAGUGAAGUCCUUCUGAGAGCGUUCAAGUGUUACAUCGUGGUUGUAUCAUGUGUGAUUAAUGGUAAAGAUGAGCGUAAAGAGCUAUGAAUGUUUAUGUCCUCAAGACAGUUGUAUGAUCACAGAGUUGGUUUGAUGAGGAUUGAAAUGCUACAUAUUCACAAUAUGACACCAUAUCCAGACUGGUAGAUAUGAGGCAUUCAUGUUUUGUUUUCAGGCACUUGUCUAUUACUCAGUGCCAAGUCAAGAAAAAAUCAUUUUCAGUUGAUGCAAAUGAAGUUGGAAGUUUGUCGUGCAAUGGAGCUGGGCCAGUGUUUGUUUUGUUUUUUUAAUUUGUCAUUGCUGUUAAAUGAAAACUACUCACAUUCCCGGUGUAUUACUAUAUAGAUAUGUCUGAAUAAUGAGCUAUUUGUCAUGUGUUCAUGUAACUUUGGUUUGAAUUGAAAUGUUUGUCUGCUCUGUGUUCAUAUUUAUUUUUGUUUCUCACAUGUUUUUGAAACCAUGUAAACCAGACACUAAUUCAAUCAUUAACCAAUGACUUCCACCCAGUAAGUGUUAAUCUAUUUAAAUAAGCUGCUUGUCUUGGAAAAAAAAAAGUGGAAAUUAUUUAGUUGUGCAAUAAAACUAUUCUUAACACCAA